AUGUUGACCAGAAAGAUUAAACUCUGGGACAUAAACGCCCACAUCACCUGCCGUCUGUGCAGCGGGUACCUCAUCGACGCGACUACCGUGACCGAGUGUCUGCACACGUUCUGCCGGAGCUGCCUGGUCAAGUACCUGGAGGAGAACAACACCUGUCCCACCUGCAGGAUCGUCAUCCACCAGAGCCACCCGCUGCAGUACAUCGGGCAUGACAGGACCAUGCAGGACAUCGUGUACAAGCUGGUGCCGGGCCUGCAGGAAGCGGAGAUGAGGAGGCAGCGGCAGUUCUACCACCAGCUGGGCCUUGAGGUGCCGGGAGACGUCAAGGGCGAGGCUGGCUCCACAAAGCAGCACCCGGACCCCCAUCGGAACGGUGAAGCCAAAGCAGACGAGAGCUCCCACACGGAGGCUGCGGAGGAGAAGCAGGAGGAGGACAGCGACUACCACCGCAGCGACGAGCAGGUGAGCAUCUGCCUCGAGUGCAACAGCAGCAAGCUGCGCGGCCUGAAGCGCAAGUGGAUCCGCUGCUCCGCCCAGGCCACCGUGCUGCACCUGAAGAAGUUCAUCGCCAAGAAGCUCAACCUCUCGUCCUUCAACGAGCUGGACAUCCUGUGCAAUGAGGAGAUCCUGGGCAAGGACCACACGCUCAAGUUCGUGGUCGUCACACGGUGGAGGUUCAAGAAGGCGCCGCUGCUGCUGCACUACAGACCCAAGAUGGACCUGCUGUGA
This is a messenger RNA of Pipistrellus nathusii (Nathusius's pipistrelle), 729 nucleotides long. NCBI's taxonomy places the organism in Eukaryota, Metazoa, Chordata, Mammalia, Chiroptera, Vespertilionidae. The record is from the annotation of a GenBank genome assembly.